Molecule: messenger RNA, 1248 nt
Organism: Acanthisitta chloris (rifleman)
Lineage: Eukaryota; Metazoa; Chordata; Aves; Passeriformes; Acanthisittidae
Gene: METTL8
Product: methyltransferase like 8
Exons: 10
Coding region: 10-1248 (412 amino acids)
Molecular function (GO): tRNA (cytidine-N3)-methyltransferase activity
Source: RefSeq, a predicted model, not a curated record
CUGAACAAAAUGAAUUUCAUUACAAGACUUUCUGCUUUAUGUCUGAGGAAAACCAAGAUGCAGCACAGGCACCAAAGUAGUAGACGCCCAGCGGUUCCACUUGGAUCACGGAUUUUGACUGAUCCUUCUAAGGUCUUUGAGCAUAACAUGUGGGACCACAUGCAGUGGUCACAAGAAGAAGAGGAGAAUGCCAAGAAAAAAGCAGCAGAGAACUCAGUUGUGAAAGUUCAAUGGGAAGACCAAGAUAAAUAUGAGAGAGAAGCCAGUAAAUAUUGGAAUAAAUUUUACAAGACCCAUAAAAAUAACUUCUUCAAGGAUCGCAAUUGGCUAUUUCUGGAGUUUCCAGAAAUUCUCCCAGAAAAAAGGAGACAAGAAUUGAAAACAGAAGAAAGAUCUUCAGAACACACAAGAAUUAGUAGUACUAACAGUUUUUCACACAAAAGUGAAAUGUUUGAGGAAGGAGAAAAAUACUGGAAGAAAAAUGAUGAAAGUUGUUCUACUGCUGUACAAGGAUAUGUAUCUAAAAAAGAACAAGCAAAAACUCUUACUGACAAUCCUCAGGGUGAAAACUGCAGAGAAGAAUGUGACAGGCUAGAAUCCUUUCCUGGUAGUGAUGCCACUUACAGAAUAUUAGAGGUUGGUUGUGGAGCUGGAAACAGUGUCUUUCCUAUUUUGAAAACAAUCAAUACACCUGGAACCUUUCUCUACUGUUGUGAUUUUGCUUCAGGAGCAGUGGAGCUGGUAAAGUCACAUUCGUCCUACAAUUCAGCCUGGUGUUCUGCCUUUGUUCAUGAUGUGUGUGAUGAUGCUUUACCCUAUCCUUUUCCAGAUGAGAUCCUGGAUGUCAUUCUCCUUGUCUUUGUGCUCUCUACUAUUCAUCCUGACAGGAUGCAAAGGGUUGUAAAUAGGUUGGCUAAGCUGCUGAAACCUGGAGGAAUGUUGUUAUUUCGAGACUAUGGAAGAUACGAUACAGCUCAACUUCGUUUUAAAAGAGGUCAUUGCUUGUCAGAAAAUUUUUAUGUACGAGGAGAUGGAACCAGAGUAUAUUUCUUUACCAAAGAUGAGGUAUGGAACAUGUUCAGCUUGGCUGGAUUAACUGAAGUACAGAAUUUGGUUGAUCGGCGAUUACAAGUGAACAGGAAGAAACAAGUGAAAAUGCAGCGAGUUUGGAUACAAAGCAAGUUCCAGAAACCACUGCUAUCUCUGCAAAGUCCUGAAGAAACCACUGAAGGGCACCCUGACAGAUAA